Elephantulus edwardii (Cape elephant shrew) is the source of this 987-nucleotide messenger RNA. RefSeq names its product zinc finger protein 613-like. Gene Ontology annotation, biological process: negative regulation of transcription by RNA polymerase II. The record is from RefSeq and is a predicted model, not a curated record. Gene Ontology annotation, molecular function: DNA-binding transcription repressor activity, RNA polymerase II-specific. NCBI's taxonomy places the organism in Eukaryota, Metazoa, Chordata, Mammalia, Macroscelidea, Macroscelididae. The transcript has 4 exons. The coding region runs from base 1 to 987 and encodes 328 amino acids.
AUGGUCAAGGCUCAGGAAAAGCUGACCUUCAGUGAUGUGACUGUGGACUUCACUUGGGAAGAAUGGGAGCUUCUGGACCCAGCUCAGAAGGCCCUGCACCAGGAGGUGAUGUUGGAGAACUACAGAAACCUGGUGUCCAUCGGGUACCAACCUAGCAAACCUGAUGCACUCACCUGGUUGGACCGAGGUGAACAACGAUGGAUUAAGUUACCUGAACACAACAGUGAAAGCUUUUCAGGUGAUCAGAAAGCAAAGGGCACUGAGGCCAUACUCCAUAGCAAUCAGACAACUCACAAAAUAAAGAAAUCCCAUGUAUGUAGCGACUGUGGCAAAGUCUUCACCAAGAACUCAAGUCUCACUGUCCAUCAGCGAACUCACACUGGAGUGAAGCCCUACGUGUGCAGGGAGUGUGGAAAAAUGUUCAUCGCAAAGAGUUACCUCAAUGUCCAUCAACGAACUCAUACUGGUGAGAAACCCCAUGUGUGCAAGGACUGUGGAAAACGGUUCAUUGCAAAGGGUAACCUCACUGUCCAUCAGCGAAUUCAUACUGGAGAGAGACCCUAUGUGUGUGGGGUGUGUGGAAAAGCCUUCAUUAGGAUGAAUCGCCUCACUCUCCAUCAGCAUAUUCACUCAGACAAGAAGCCCUAUAACUGCAGUGAAUGUGGGAAAGGCUUCAUCAAGAAGAUAGAGCUCACUGUUCACCAGCGAACACAUACGGGAGAGAGACCCUAUGUGUGCAAGGAGUGUGGAAAAGGCUUCGUGAGGAAGAAGAACCUCGCUGUCCAUGAGCAAAUUCACUCCAGGCAGACGCCCUAUAUUUGCAGCGAAUGUGGGAAAUGCUUCAUCAGGAAGUCAAAUCGCAGUGUUCGUCACCGAACUGAAAAUGGAGAGAGACCCCAUGUGUGCCAGGAGUGUGGAAAAGACUUCAUCAAUAAGAUUCACCUCACUGUCUAUCAGCAAAUUCAGUCCGGGGGGGAGACUCUAUAA